AUGUCUCUUACAACCGGUCCUGUAAUGGAGACCACCCUCCUCCAAGACGCAAGAAGCGAAGAUAUGGACGACGCCAGCUCAUCAGCAGCCUUCGAGCCUUCUUACCGGAUGGAGGGUCCCCAGCGGAAAUUUCGCGAGCUACUCGUCGGUCGCCUCAUCGAGGGCAUCCUCUCAACCUACCUUGAGGAGGAGACCUACGACCCCGUACGAUGCAAGCAGCUCUCCCAGGACAUAGCGGGGACGAUCAACCAGAGAGUCCGUGAACUUCACUUCCCGAGGUAUAAGUUGGUAUCGUUGGUGAGCAUCGGGAGCGUGAAGGAGAAACCGGGCACUCACCUCGGGAGCCGGUGUCUAUGGGACGAUCGGACGGACUCGUCGGCUACGGUGAACUACACCAAUGGAUCGCUGUAUGCUGUGGCUAUGGUUUACGGAUUGUACUUUUCUUGA
Messenger RNA from Asterias rubens (European starfish), 447 nucleotides. Its product is annotated as tctex1 domain-containing protein 1-like. Gene Ontology annotation, biological process: microtubule-based movement. Gene Ontology annotation, cellular component: cytoplasm; cytoplasmic dynein complex. The record is from RefSeq and is a predicted model, not a curated record. The transcript has a single exon. Gene Ontology annotation, molecular function: dynein intermediate chain binding. NCBI's taxonomy places the organism in Eukaryota, Metazoa, Echinodermata, Asteroidea, Forcipulatida, Asteriidae. The coding region runs from base 1 to 447 and encodes 148 amino acids.